Messenger RNA from Scleropages formosus (Asian bonytongue), 6310 nucleotides. RefSeq names its product tripartite motif-containing protein 66-like. The transcript has 18 exons. The coding region runs from base 1838 to 5278 and encodes 1146 amino acids. The record is from RefSeq and is a predicted model, not a curated record. Gene Ontology annotation, molecular function: zinc ion binding; protein binding. Lineage: Eukaryota; Metazoa; Chordata; Actinopteri; Osteoglossiformes; Osteoglossidae. Gene Ontology annotation, cellular component: chromatin.
GCGCAAGUGCCACCGGGCGGCGUGGAGGAAGAACUGCAGCGCAUGGCGCACUUAAAAUAAAACGGCUCUGACAGAUUUCGUGAUUUAAUAAUUCUCCGUCAAGUUAUCGGUCAACUUAUCUGCACGCCGUUUUCCCCUGGCGCGGGAAGAGAGAACAAUUCGUGGAAUAUUACUGAAAUGACAGUGCGGGGCUGGUUGUGAAUUCGGGUUAUGGUUGGGAGCUCGAGCCGCCCGGCGUGAGGGAGGCGGUGCGCGCGCCGCCGCGGAUGCUGCGGAAAACGCGACGCGUAUGAUGCUGAAUAACUUGAUAUCUUGUUUAUAUUUUUAUAUUUCUUUUCCAUUUUGGUGGAGCGAAGCAUGCUUCCAACAGGAGACGCUCACAGGGGAAUGAAUGACAGAGCUGGAGUCAAAAUGGGUUAUUUAUUUUAUUAGGAUGCAGGGUUACGCAUGUAAUAUAGAAAUAAAAUAUCAGCGAAGGGCACAGACAUGCGUUUAUUAAUAUUUAUCUCUGAAUAAAGGUCAGAUGUUAAUAUUUUUAUGAAGCCAGUGUUUAUAUUAUCCCAGCCUACUGCAGUGUAAAUGACCUUAGGAGAGAAAGAGUGAGGACAGACUUGGUUUUCUCCUGAUUUGCGGAGCCGCUUUUAAAACUUUAAAUCAAAAUCGUGGUAUAAAUCGGCAGCUUUUUUUGGUACAUAAUAUUUCCCCCAUCAUUUCAGCCUUGAAAAGUUAACGGUGUUGUGAAGAGCACAGGCUGCGGGGCAUCUGGAAGAGGACCCACGAAGACAGGAUGGGACCACCAGACCACCCUGUAUGGUCCAUGAAGGUCCACAGCAGCCCACGUGGUCCUUGAAGAUGCAGAUACGCCCACGUGGCCCCUGGACAUCCACACCAGCCCACAUGGCAUCUGGAGAUCUAGACCAACCCGUGGGACCCCGGAAGAUGCAGAUGCACCUAGAUGAUUUCUGAACGUCCAGAUGAGCUCGCGUGGUCCCCAAAGGCCUUUCGUGAGGCCGCAUGUUCAGAGGAGGUCCAGACCGACUCACACGGUCUCUGAGGGUCUUUAAGGAGUUUCUCCACCUCUCUGUUAUCUGCCUUGCUCUGCUUCCCAAGGUGAGCCUCCAGCACCUGCUCCUCCCACACUUGCCCACAGUGGGAGUGCGUUGCAUGAUUAUGAUUUUAAAGUACAUAUUUUCUCUGUCACGGUCGUCUCCUCUGUUCGACUGAAGGUCUCCCACUGGAGUUAACCUUGGGAGAUGAUUCAGAAGUUCAUAGUUUCAGGUGUUUCCUGUGUUGGUUUCUGAUCUGUGUGAAUGAAACUUGGUUUUUACACUCCUCACGCUACAUUUAGCAGUAAGGACUUUUUUUGCAUGACAAUGCUGGAGAGUCCGAGGAUGAACGAGGAAGGGGGAGCGGAGCUCCCUCUGUGAAGACGCGAUCGCCGGCCGUCCUGUUGUGUGUGGAAACUGGGCGUGGAGGCGAACGCGUGGCGUGGAGGUGUACGGACUGCUGCGGAUUGCCGCGUACGUUCGGGGACGAGCUGCUCUGUGGCUUCGACUUCUCACAGGAAACUGGGUGUCGCUCUCAUGAACAGUUGACACGCCGCCCGGUGCAUCUCUGUCCUCCUUCGCAGCGAGAGCCGCGAAUAUUAGUGGCACGUCACCGAGGAGCCGCACGCAGUCAAAACACGGUCGUCCCUGAGCAGAGCUGCUGGCGCUCAGAGCCGAGAUGAUAAUGGGCGUCAGACGUCAGGGAUCGUAAGGACGAUCGCAGCCAGGUGAAACCAGCGGGUGCUGCACAUCCUUGCGCUCCAGGCAAGUCUCACUGCUGCUCUGCCAACAUGAGCUGUGGCUCCGUGUGGAGGAAGCCCCAUCCAGAUGUGCACAUGGCGAGGCUGUGCUCUGACUGCCGAGAGCCCGGAGGAGCCCGGAGCCUGUGCACUCUGUGUAACAAGCAACUGUGUUGCCGCUGUGCUGACCUGCACCAGCACCCCAACCGGACGGCCCCCCCACUGCACCCCUUGGAGCCAGAUGCACCCCCCACUUCUGCUGGCUCUGUCCGCUGGCUGACUGGUGCCCCCCCGUGCCCGCUACAUGGGCAGGAGCUGCUGGAGCUCUUCUGCGAGACCUGUGACGUGCUCUCCUGCAGCCGCUGCCACCUGUCCAGCCAUGCUGAUCACAGGUUAGUCCACGUGAGGCAGGCUCUCCGUGAUCAGCAGUGGCUCUUUGAGAACCUGACGGCCCAGCUGGAGGACAAGAGAUCUGCUAUGGAAAACUCGGCCAAGCAGAUAGAGUCCAGGAUACACGGCAUAAAGGUUUUGCAGAGAAAGGCAGAGAACCAGAUCAAAAUGGCAAAGAUGAUCAUAAUGAAUGAGCUGAACAAACGCACCAACUUGUUGACAGAGCAGCUGAAGAAGAUGUCUGGCGACGUGAAGCAGCAGCUGGAGGCUCAUCUACAGGGCCUGGUGGAGUUGUGCAGUGAGCUGGGCCACAUGCAGAGCUUCCUGGCCUGGGCCACAUCUCACCACCGCAGGACCCAGUUGCUCUUUGGCAAGGAGCUGAUCACAUUCCAGAUGCAGCGGCUGUUUGAGUCGCAUACGCACGCAGAUCUGGGCCCCCCCGUGAAGAUCAGGUUUAACUGGGAUGCCAGCUUCUGGACCAAGCAGAUCUCUACUUUAGGUCAACUGACAGCAGAGGGAGGAAGUCGACCUCCCCCCGAGAGUAGGGCUUGCCCCGGCGUCCUCAGGCCACGUCCUAUAGCUUGCCCCGCCCUUCCGGCAUCUCUGUGUCACCGGGCUUUGCAGCAGGCCUGCGGUUUCCAGGCCUACUUUCAGCCCCAGCCGUGCUGCCCCCGUUGCGUGGAUCCCAAGGCACCCGGAGACCCUUGCGACCUUCUCGUGAACAGCGGUCGCGGGUCUCCAGGGUCGCAAGGCCGGUGCGUUCCUCUCAAGCCUUACGCAAAGCAGGUGGACGUGGAGAACGUGCAGCAGAACAGCUCGUCCCAGCUCUGUCCUCCUCGGGAGGCGUGGGAGAAGGAGGGUCUGCAGGACCCUGUCACACAGACACAGCACCACCCCCAGCAGCUGUCAUCUGGGCAGGACUCUCGUGGCUGCGGUUUCGGCAGCUCCCCUCCGGAACCGCUCCAGCGCUGCCCCGAGCCGCCGCCGACCGGAGUGCACAGCUGGGUGGACCUUGACCAGUUGAAGCUGGUGAUGAAGCGGAGCAGACUCGAGGUAGACAGGCAGAGGCCUCGGGCGGUGGCGGACCCGGGUGGGCUGGAUCUAGGAGGGGCGGAGGCGGAAGAACCGCAGCAGCAGCAGCCGCAGCAGCAGCAGGGAGAGCCCUCUCCGGUACCGGCAUGCAAUGCAGACCCCACGGCCAACUGGCAAUCACUGGAAGGAGCUCGACUGCUGCCGAGCAGCAGCUGCAGCCGCUCGGUUUCCGCCUCGCCGGAGAUGUCAUUGCCGGUACGCGGAUCGCAAUGGGGAAGGAGGCCCGAAUCCCGGAGCGCUCCCUCCCCCACCCACACCCCUGCCCCCAGCCUCCGUGACGCCCGGCCCACAGGGGCCGCUCGCAACCUAGCAACAGCAGGUGGGGAGCAGGGCAACGCGACAGGCCAGGCUCCCAGGAGGUUGGUGUCAGAAGGGGCGGAGCCAGUCACCCCGCCUCCCACGCAGACUUGCCACAGACUUUCUGUCCUACGCUCAUGGCACGUGUCCACCUACAAGUCAGAGUCAGAUAAUGCUUAUGCAUAUAAGGAGGUUGGAGCUGAGCAAAGAAAUGGAAGACUUGGAGCAUCUUCACAGGAGAAUAUCAGCAGCCCCAGGGAGGCGGUGGUGGCGGGUCCAAGACAAUCCACAGUGCUGCAUGGUUGCCUAGAACGGAUGAAGGCCCGGGCCACGGCAGGCCAGCAGCCACUGCAGGCACAAAAACAAUGCAGCCCACAUCUGUGCCCAGACCUCCAUCCUGCAGGGGGCACUGAAGAGCAUCGCAUACAGGCAGGAGCCAGUGAAGAGAGGGUGCCAACCACAGACAUGAACCGGUUACCGCCGAACUCUUUGGACCAGACACCCAGUUGUUCACUUCCUGAGUAUCCGCAGAUUGAGCCAUGCAGUCAGGAGAGGCUGGAACAGCAUCCCUCACUAAUUCAACGCAGACCUCAGGCUGAUUUGGAGUCUGAUGCAGGCCCGGAGUCCGAAUCAGAACCGCGCUCCGAAACGGAGCCAGACAUUGAAUCGGAGCCGGAUUUAGAAUCGGAAGCAGAUUUAGAACCGGAAUUAGACCAAAAUCCAGAAUCGGACAUGGGUCUAGAGUCCGAUCAACAGCCUGAGCUGGAAUUGGAGCCACAGCAGGAGUCAGAGGUUGAUAUAGAUUCUAAUCCGGAACUGGAGUCGGAGAUGGCAUCGGCCCAGCCGGAGGAAUCAGAACCAGACGUGGAGCCAGGUGCACAGGGGGAAGCAGAGCCAUGCUUGGAAUCAGAGAUUGGUCUGAGCGCCGAUGCCGGUGCAUACACCAUGGUACCCAGUGUCGAAGACAGUAUCCCCAGCGAAUGUAGUGAUAGACAUGCUGGUGGUGGUGUGGAGAUGGAGAACGAAGACUUUUGUGCCGUGUGUCUGAAUGGGGGAGACCUGCUCUGCUGUGAUCGUUGCCCCAAGGUCUUCCACCUGUCGUGCCACGUUCCCCCCCUCCUCAGCUUUCCUACAGGAGACUGGGUGUGCACGCUGUGCCGAGACGUCCAGAAGCCGGAGGUGGAGUAUGACUGUGAGAGCAGCAAGGGGAAGGGAGCCCAGCAUGGUCUGUCUGCAUGUGAUCGGAGGAAGUGUGAGAAGCUGACAUUGUUCAUCUAUUGCAACAUCCUGAGCGGACCUUUCCACGAGCCGGUCAGUCCACUGGCCAGACAUUAUUACCAGAUCAUCAAGAAGCCUAUGGACCUGUCUGUCAUCAGGAGCAAGCUCACAAAGAAGGGCCCCCAGCAGUACUGCACACCUGAGGAGUUUGUCGCGGACGUCUUGCUCAUGUUCAGAAACUGCGCAAAGUUCAAUUAUCCGGACUCCGAAGUGGCUCAAGCAGGCCAGAGUUUGGAGAUAUUCUUCAACUCCAAGCUGGAGGAAAUAUACCCUGAGAGGACCUUCCCAGCUCUCGAUGACGACUCGGACAGUGACGAUUAUGAGGAUUUCCCUACGGCAGGCAUGGCUGGUUUCCCGUGGCCAGAUGGGAGGGAGCACAGCCACAGGAAGAGGAAGAGGAGGCGUUCUCUCAACUGGAGGAAACAUCACUUCUGAGCUUGCAUGGGUCUCACACAAGUCAUACCUGCUGCCUAAUAUUUUUAACCUUUUUACUGAAUGUUAGGUCUUACUCCAUGAACAGUUUUCACUUUCUGAAAAUAUCAAAGAAGUUUCGUGGUCUACCCUAGAUAUAUCUCCGUCAUUAAUGUCACCUGUUCUGUCCGAGUACAAGAAGCAGUAGAGGAAUGGAAAUACUGUUGUGUAGAUCUGUAAAAUGUAUGUCAUGUAGAGCUUGCUGAUGAUUUUUGCUAUUUCAAACUACACCUGUAGAAUUUGCUGGCAUUCUUGAUACUAUUUUAAAUUUAUAUAUUGUAUAUAUUUGUAAUUUUUUGGUAGCCAGAGUGUUGCGGAAUAUGUAUAUAAUACAUGCUGCUAGCCUUUUCCUGAGGGGUCCCUGUUGCCCUGGGAUGUGGUUUCCUCAAUGCCCAGCAGCUGGGGCUGUAGUUUAAGCUGAGGCAGGACACGAGGUGAAUGAGGAGGCUCAUGUUACACCGCUCAAAGACCAGGAAAGAGAUUGCCAGAAAUUGCAUGCGAGACGAGAGCGUCUCCAGCCCCGUCCACAAUCAGGAGCACGCAAGGUGUUCCGGGGGUCCAGAGCGUUUACCAGGAGCUGCUAGGCUGCCCCUAUGCAUCCUCAUCCUUGGAAUGCAAUUAGACGACAAGUUUUCUGGGCAUUGCAGUUUUUAUGAGACAACUAUAAAUAAUUGAGAAGAUCCGUGGUGGGGCUGUUACAUCACAAGGGUUUAAUGGAAAUAAAUGGAACCUGUACCGAUGUGACUAAGAGCAGCUGGCGGAGUGGCAGAUUGCACCGGCCUGUGAAGGAGAUUGCUGCUUAUGCCUGUUUGCUUCAGUUAGCAAAAUAUUUACAGUGCUAAAUAUUGUUUUUGUUUUUUUUUCCUGCAAUAUAAAAUAUGCCCUAUGUAAGUGAUUAACAGAGACUGGAACUUUUUUAUUAGCUACAUGCAUUACCAAAAUGUAUGGUCAUGUUGACUUAACUUGGCAUUCCAAUAAAUUUCCUCUGGUUUGUAC